AUGGCAAUUAUCACCUCUGUUGGCAGGAUUGCCAUUCUGACUCUUUUGGCCUUCGGGAAGAUCACCCAGGCGAGUCCAGUCCCCUUCGAAAUAAGGGGAGAUGUCAUUAUCUCCAUACCCAGCGGCAGCCACUCUCUUUCAAGCAGAUCCAAUACCAACAUUGUGUCUGGUGCCCCAGAAACGAAAGCGCCUAUUAAAGUGAACAAUCCCGAUAGGGUAGACCGAGUACCACAGUUACAUCAUAAUAGGGUGCCUCCCGUUACCGAGCGCCGUGCUAUUAUACCUGAUCCCAUGUGGUUAUCGUUCGAAAAGGCAGUCAACAGGAUUAGGGGCUAUAUAGGCGCUAGACCUGCCCGAGAACAAGGGGACCCAACCGCAGUAAAAGUUGGAAAGCUGCAUGGAAAGCCACAUGGAAAACGUGGGGAUAAAACAACACAUAGAACUUCAACACCAGGAAUGCCUCAGGUGUCGGUUGACCACAUUACUCCUAUUCCUGGUGGUCCCUGGAAGCACAGGGAAGAGGGCAAAGUGAGGGAGCCUGCGAAACACAGAACGGAGGUAGAUAUUAUCUGGUAA
Nannizzia gypsea CBS 118893 is the source of this 576-nucleotide messenger RNA. RefSeq lists its product as hypothetical. NCBI's taxonomy places the organism in Eukaryota, Fungi, Ascomycota, Eurotiomycetes, Onygenales, Arthrodermataceae. The record is from RefSeq and is a predicted model, not a curated record. The coding region runs from base 1 to 576 and encodes 191 amino acids. The transcript has a single exon.